AUGGCUGAAUCCUCAGAGAGAUCAUCGAAUCCGAAAAGAUCUUCAGAUUCGUCGGUCCGCCAUAAGGGUACAAGCAAACGUAGUGCCACGAAACGUCGGAAAGUGGUCGCACAACGACAUUUCAGCGCCGACAGCGAAGAUGAACGUUUGAAAGAACGUUUAAACGCUAAAUUCAACGUGAAGCAACGAAAGACUGUGGACGAUUCGGCGCAAGGAGGUUCAUUGGGCGUUUGUAACAGUGAGCGGCAUGAUGCAAUCAUACGCAGGGCCGAGUGUGCACGAAUCAAUCGUUUGCAUAAAGGUGCCGAGAACAACGAUGCCGUACCGACCCGAUGGAAGUGUGCCUUGUGCCAACAGCGAUCAUCACGCUCGUUUUUGGGUGACCUUUAUGGACCUUACUUCGUCCGAGUACAAGGCAACCAUUGGCCGUCGUUUUUGGCCAAGAAACCCGCACAUUUGAAUCUUGAGGUACCGAAUUCAGUGUGGCUUUUGAUGAAUUUAUCAUUAAAACUCUAA
Anisakis simplex (herring worm) is the source of this 516-nucleotide messenger RNA. The record is from the annotation of a GenBank genome assembly. Lineage: Eukaryota; Metazoa; Nematoda; Chromadorea; Rhabditida; Anisakidae.